AUGGGGCAGGUCAUGUGCAGAAGAUGCUGUCCCUGUUGUCCCUGUUGUCCACCCAACCCGGAACCCCCUACAACUUCCCCCCAUUUGGACAUCACUCAGCCCAGUGAAGAUAAGAAACCCCCCAGGCCCACAUUCCAGUCAUUUAUCAAACCCCACACAAAUGAGGAAAUCGAUGGGGACAAGAGGUCCAUCAGAACCCCAAAACCUUCUAAGGGGUUCAUCGACCUGAAAAAAGAGGACAACAUGCUGGGGGGUCAGGACAACAUAGGAUUUGAAGGGACACCGGACCCUGAUAAUGAUUCAGGGACUGAACCCCAACCCCCGGGCAUCGAAAUUGAACUGAUCAUCCCUACGUAUGUGACCCAUCCUCCACACACACAACUGGACCCUGUGCCAAGGGCCACAACGUCUGGGAAUAGGUUGAGCAACCUGAGCAGGGCCACCAAGGUCUCAACCUACAGCUAUAAGCCGCGCUCAUCCCAGGACCUGGACAUAAAGAAGGGACAACAUGUGGAAAUUAUCGAAGACCGAGGGGAAUGGGUGAUCGCCCGCACCCUCAAUGGUAACGGAGAAAGCACAACCGGGUUCAUCCCCACAAACUUCCUGGCCAAUGAGGGGAGUCUGGAGGCUGAGGACUGGUAUUUUGGAUCCAUGACAAAACUAGAUGCCAAGCGCUAUCUGCUGCAGGAAGAGAACCGCUCCGGCUCCUACCUCAUGUGGAAGAAGGAGGAAGAUGAUUGUUAUUACAUCUCAGUGCGUGAGGAGCAGAAUGUGAGACACUACAGAGUCCAUCAGUCCAGGAAUGGCUCCUUCUACCUAGUGGAGAGGGCUUCUUUUUCCAGUCUGAAGGGUCUUGUCCAAUAUUACUGUCAACAAUGCGACGGACUCUGCACCAAGCUGGAGAAUCCAUGUGUCAAGCUGGAUCUUCCGACUGUGGAAAGCAUAUCCCACACCACCAUAGACCAGCUGGAGAUCGACCCCAGCUCUAUACAGAGGGUCCGCAAGCUGGGCAGCGGCAGGUUUGGCACGGUGUGGCUGGGCUUAUGGAACGGAACCACAGAAGUAGCGGUUAAGGAACUUCAAGUCACUGCGGAGUCCCUGCACAAGACUAUGCACGGAGAAGCGGAGACAAUGUGGAAGCUGAGCCACGAGAAGCUGCUGAAGUUAUACGCGGUGUGUCUGCAGACCAACCCAGUCUUCAUAGUGACGGAGUACAUGCCACAUGGUAACCUCAAGAAAUAUCUGCAAGCUCAUCAGAAGGAGAAGGACUUGCCCUUUCCUCAGAUGGUGGAUUUCGCUGUCCAGAUUUGCCAAGGAAUGAAGUACAUGGAGCAGAAGGGCUGUGUCCACCGAGACCUGCGCUCUGAGAACAUCCUCCUGUCCGCCAUGAUGUCCUGCAAGAUCGGAGACUUUGGCCUGGCACGUUUCAUGGAUAGCACCUCCAUCGCUGUCACUGCAGACGCACAGAUUCCCAUUAAAUGGACGGCCCCAGAGGUUUUCCUAAUGCAGAAAUACACCAGCAAGUCUGACUUAUGGUCCUUUGGGGUCCUGCUGGUAGAGAUAGUCACCUACGGAAAAAGUCCCUUUCCAAAUAAAAACAACGGGCAGUACCGCCAGGAUAUACUCAACAACAAACCUCUGACUCCUCCCCCCGAGAGCCCCGAGGACAUCUCAGACAUCAUGAGAAUGUGCUGGAGAUACCGGCCUGAGACCCGACCCUCCUUCUUUGAGAUCCAGCAGUUUCUCAUGGAUCUCCUGAGCCCUAUGUUGGGCGACGACGCGGUGGAGUGAGCACGCUCUGUGGAUCAGCUGACGGGCGGCACAUCUAUCACAGAACGACGUCCUAUAAACUUGCCACCUGGUGUCCUAAACCAACCAUAUAACGGAGGACACCUACUGUACAGGGCCCUCUAAUCAGAAAUCAUGUGGGGUGGGUACUGAGGCCAUGUGACCACCUCACCGUAUGGUAGACAUUGUGGAGACACCAGACAUAGAGGGAGGUCUCGCUGCCCAUAGAUUACGGUAUAAACUGAGCCAACUCUAUAGAUCACAUGAUGUGUAUCAGCGACAUGUCCUGGGGUGGGUUCUAAUCACUACAAGAGCCACCCAACUGUCCCACCCCACUGUCCCACACUACUGACCCACCCCAUUGUCCUGCACCACUGUCCCACCCCACUGUCCCUCGCCAUUGUCCCGCACUACUGACCAACCCCUUUAUCCUGCACCACUGUCCCGCACCACUGUCCCGCACCACUGUCCCGCACCACUGUCCCGCACCACUGUCCCACACUACUGACCUACCCCAUUGUCCUGCACCACUGUCCCACCCCACUGUCCCUCGCCAUUGUCCCGCACUACUGACCAACCCCUUUGUCCCGCACUACUGACCAACCCCUUUGUCCCGCACCACUGUCCCGCACCACUGUCCCACACCACUGUCCCACACCACUGUCCCACACCACUGUCCCACACCACUGUCCCACAC
Messenger RNA from Hyla sarda, 2485 nucleotides. Its product is annotated as tyrosine-protein kinase SRK2-like. The transcript has 9 exons. Gene Ontology annotation, biological process: protein phosphorylation; cell surface receptor protein tyrosine kinase signaling pathway; innate immune response. Gene Ontology annotation, molecular function: non-membrane spanning protein tyrosine kinase activity; signaling receptor binding; ATP binding. Lineage: Eukaryota; Metazoa; Chordata; Amphibia; Anura; Hylidae. The record is from RefSeq and is a predicted model, not a curated record. Gene Ontology annotation, cellular component: extrinsic component of cytoplasmic side of plasma membrane. Bases 1 to 1791 code for a protein of 596 amino acids.